Alosa sapidissima (American shad) is the source of this 1451-nucleotide messenger RNA. It is a transcript of the gene slc10a1, whose product is annotated as solute carrier family 10 member 1. Lineage: Eukaryota; Metazoa; Chordata; Actinopteri; Clupeiformes; Clupeidae. The coding region runs from base 27 to 920 and encodes 297 amino acids. Gene Ontology annotation, biological process: bile acid and bile salt transport. The transcript has 5 exons. Gene Ontology annotation, molecular function: bile acid:sodium symporter activity. Gene Ontology annotation, cellular component: membrane. The record is from RefSeq and is a predicted model, not a curated record.
UCAUCGUCGUCAUCCUCUUCAUCACAAUGGUGUCUCUUGGCUGCACCAUGGAGCUGGACAAGAUCAAAGGACACAUGCGUCGGCCCAAAGGAGUGGCCAUCGCCCUGGCGGCCCAGUACGGCAUCAUGCCGCUGACGGCGUUUGGCCUGGCCAAGUUGCUCCAGAUGAACCCCAUGGAGGCGGUGACGGUGCUUAUAUGUGGAUGCUCUCCCGGGGGCAACCUCUCCAACAUCCUGGCACUGGCUCUGCAGGGUGACAUGAACCUCAGUAUUGUCAUGACUGCCUGCUCCACGCUGCUUGCCCUGGGCAUGAUGCCACUGCUGCUCUUCCUGUACUGCCAGGGCAUCACCGGUCUGGAGAGCGCUGUGCCCUACACGGGCAUCACCAUCGCCCUCGUCAUGACCCUCCUGCCCUGUGCCAUCGGCGUGUACCUCAACCACCGCGUGCCACAGUACUCCAAACUCAUAACAAAGGUGGGGCUGGGCAUAAUGCUGGUGGCCGGUGUGUCCAUUGGCAUCCUCGCUGGCAUAACAGUGGGAAGCACAGCGCUGGCCGUGGCUUCGUCUCGACUGAUGAUUACAGCAGCACUGAUGCCACUGAUUGGCUACACAUUUGGCUACAUUCUAUCUGCCAUCUUCAGGCUAAAUUCUUCAUGCAGAAGGACUAUUGCCAUGGAGACGGGUUGUCAGAACAUCCAGCUAUGCUCCACUAUACUUAAGGUGGCCUUCCCCCCAGACAGUAUUGGUCCACUGUACUUAUUCCCAGUUGUCUACAUCGUCUUCCAGGUGACAGAGGCACUCGUGUUCAUCUUGAUAUUCAGAUGCCACCAGAGGUUUGUGGCAUCCAAACAAGUGAAGGAUGUGUACAUUGGGGUGGAAAGCUCUACUGAAGGAGCUGAAAAGUGCCAGUGGCCACAGUGACGUUUCUAUGACUGAUGUAAGCCCUGCCCUGUGAUCACUGUGGCACAUUGCUGGACUGAGAGAUGCCUUUGGGGGACCAUGUUCACAUUCGUCACUCCUGGUGCCAGCAAGAAUGCAAGUCUACUAGAUUUUUCAUCCGUGACGACCCCUAAAUCCUGCAUCACCGAAGAUCAUGUUUCUAGUAGAGCUUGACCGUUAUGGGAUUUUAAAGACCAAUAUUUAUUUCGAUAUUUGAGGAUUUCAAAAAGCGAUAAUCGAUAUAUUGGCCGACAUUCUUUUUUAACAGUGUAAACAUCUCCACAUGUCAACAGACAUGGUGACUAUGUAUGAUAAUGAGCUUGAUUGGCCAGCCCAACGCUAACAGAAAAACACUGCCUCAAAAGACUAUUUUGAACACUUGAAAGUUUUCAAUGUACAAAAACAAUAAUUACAAUAAAAGUGAGCUCUAUACGCGCAAGAUAUAUUUGGAUGGCAACCCAUCUUUAAUGUUGCAUAUCUCUAUAUUUGAUCCAAGGUGUUUCUGAAAAUACA